UCUGACCUAACGGGUGAUUUUGAACCAUCGAUUUAGGGAUUUUAUAUAUACCAUGAGUUUCUCGAUUUGCCCUUGGAUCAGCAACGUUAGAUUCUGCUAGCACUGGAGGGUAUAUUAGACAUUUCCAUAGAGAACUUGGUAGCCCAUGUACGAAUUGGAUCUUCCAUGCCCGAUCCAUUUAUUAUUAUUAUUAUUGUUGUUUUGUUGAAUCAAUUUUACAUGGCAAUACGCGCCCACCUGAGCUCCGUCGCGAAAAACGCCGACCGGCUGCCGGACUUGCCGAUCUCAACAAAAGCAUUAGCCACCACAAUUCUCAAUCAUGUCCGCGUCGGACGCCUUUCAAAAGCAGUUUCCAUUCUCUUCUCGUCGGAAAUCCCUUUGCCUGCCUCAAUUUACGCCAAUCUUUUCAGAAUUUGCGGAUCGAACAAAGCUAUCAUUGAGAUACGGAAGCUUGAAUCUCACCUAAUCACUUUCACCCCGAGUCCCCCCUUGUUUUUGCUCAACAGGGCCAUUGAAAGCUAUGGUAAAUGCAAUUGCUUGAAGGAUGCCAGAGAACUGUUCGAUGAAAUGCCUAGGAGAGAUGGUGGGUCCUGGAAUGCGAUGCUUACUGCGUAUUCCAGGAACGAUCGCUCGGAAGAUGUGCUUGACUUGUUUUCUAGUAUGAUUAAGGAGGGAAUUUCGGCGAGCGAGGUAACAUUUGCGAGUGUUCUUGGUUCUUGCGGCCAUGUGUUGGAGCUGUGGCUGUCGAAGCAGCUGCAUGGGCUAGUUCUGAAACAUGGCUUUGUAGGAAAUGUAAUUUUGGAGAGCUCACUCGUAGAUGUGUACGGAAAGUGUGGGGUAGUGUGUGAUGCUAGGAGGAUGUUUAACGAGAUUGAGAAUCCAAAUGAUGUUUCUUGGAACGUAAUAAUUAGGAGAUAUCUCGAAGCAGGAAACGGAAGCGAGGCGGUGAACAUGUUUUCUAAGAUGAUAAAAACGAGUGUGAAACCAAUGAAUCACACUGUAUCUAAUACCAUUCUUGCCUCUACAAGUUUUAAUGGAUUCAGAGAAGGUCUUCAAAUUCAUGGAUACAGUAUUAAAAUCAAUGUGGAUGAAGAUGAAGUGGUUUCAAGUACGCUCAUUAGCAUGUAUGCCAAGUUUGGAGAUCUGGAUAGUGCCAGGAGGAUCUUUGACAUGCCGUGUUCAAAAAAUCUGAGAAGUUAUGCUUCUAUGAUUUCAGGUUAUGCUGUGACUGGGAAAUUGACAGAAGCCAGAAAGCUGUUUGAUGAGAUGCCAGAACAAACGGUGGUAUCAUGGAACGUGAUGUUGGCAGGUUAUAUGCGUUCCUUCAAGUGGGACAAAGCUUUGGAGUUUGUAGUGCUGAUGCGUAAAAGCACAAAAUGUAUUGAUCAUGUCACAGUUAGGUUGAUUUUGAAUUUAUCUGCAGCAAUCCUUGAUGUAGAACUGGGGAAACAGGUCCAUGGAUAUGCAUACAGGCAUAGUUACUACAAUAAUCUUUUUGUCAGUAAUGCAAUCCUUGAUAUGUAUGGGAAGUGUGACAACUUGGUUAGGGCAAGAAGAUGGUUCCAUGUGAUGAGCCAUUUGCGAGAUAAGGUUUCUUGGAAUGCCUUGUUGACAAGCCAUGCUCAGCAUAGACUGAGUGAAGAAGCGAUGGUGAUUUUUGGGAACAUGCUAGGAGAGACAAAGCCUAGCAAGUUUACAUUUGCAACGCUUUUGACUGCAUGUGCUAAUAUAUUUGCACUUGAAUUAGGUAAACAGAUUCACGGAUAUAUGAUAAGAAAUGGUUAUGAUAUUGAUAUUGUCACCAAUGGAGCUCUAGUAGACAUGUAUUCCAAGUGUCGGUUAAUUGUAUACAGUUUGAGGGUUUUCAACAACGCUGCUUCAAGAGAUGUGGUUCUCUACAAUUCCAUGAUUUCCGGUUGUUUUUAUAAUGGAAUAGCGUGUAAGCCAUUUGAACUGUUUGAGGCCAUGGAGAAAGAAGGCAUUAAACCAGAUAACACCACAUUUCAAGGUGUCCUGCGUGCUUGUAUAUGUGAGGGUCGGGUUGAGUUAGGUAGGCAGUAUUUUGAACUAAUGAGUGACAAGUUCUGUUUGGUACCUCAUAUGGAGCAUUAUCAAUUGAUGAUCGAGCUAUAUGGUCAGAUUGGAUACAUGGAUGAGCUUGAGCUUUUUGUUAAAAACCUGCCAUUCACUCCUACUGCCUCCAUGCUGACUAAAGUUCUAGAUUUUUGUGGAAACUUCAAGCACCGCAGGCUUGAAAAAUGGGCUUCCGAUCAAGUUAAUGAACUCGAUACUUAGUUCUCUAUUCAGGUUUUUGAAGUUUUUAGAUUUUUUCCAACAGCUGCUUAGCUGCAUACUGAGAGCCACAGCUGCACAUGAUUCGGAAUGCCGGCAAUGAAGCCUUGGCAUGAUUCUGCUGAGUGCUUUUGCAGUGAUUGAAAUUUUGGAUAUGGUGGAUCCAAAUGGAACCCUCCAUCGUAUAUUGUGUUUCUGAUAUUAAAGCAUUUGAAGUAGAUGACGAUAAGACUGAGAAAUCAACCCUCUUGCAGAGCAGCAGAAGAAAUUCCUCUCAGAAAGUAUGGGUUGUGAGCAGACACCAGCCAAAAUUUCUCUUCAGUUUGAUCACUUGUUAUUUCCUCUGUGUGGAGGCACUUGGAUAUGCCCUCUCCACAUUGCCAUGUCUUGUUUGAGUAACUUAGCAACGAUGGAUUGAUUAAAGAACAUGAUAUACACCAUAGCACAUGAGAUAACCUUAUCUCGAGUCAUAUGAUAAUGAAAACCCACAUCCCAAAUCCAAUUUUUAUGAGGCUCAUGACUCUUCCUAUUGCCAUUGCAAUAAUUAGGGUGUUAGUCACAGAUGAGUCAGCAGACAGAGAUAUACCUGGAAAGUAAUAAGGACAUGCCCCAGAUGAUAAGGUUUAUCAUGUAGGGCAGUCAAUGACAUACUAGAGACAAAAAAAAAAAUAUAAGGACCAAACUAGUGAAGAAACUAGGACCAGAGGUAACGUGCACCCGCUGGCUGGAGCGUGGGAAAGACAAGAUGAGUUGCUACAUAGGAAUCGAGUCAGGAGCGUGGGAAAGACAAGAUGAGUUGCUGCAUAGGAAUCGAGUCAUCCACUGUUGUAUCGCCGCGUCAUUGUCUUCCAAUACGGACGACUCGGAUGUUAUAUUUAGACAAGCCUACUAUCAGCCGCAAACAAGCUCUGGUGUCUAACGUCUCUACAAGAAGCAGCUAAAUGCGCGCAUUGCCCAAUGCGAAGGAGGUGUUUGCACUGUGAAGUGUUUUGUCGUUCUGGGAAAGGAAUAAUCUUUUGCCACUGAAAGUUACGUGAUAUCUCAUUCAGGUA
Molecule: messenger RNA, 3344 nt
Organism: Andrographis paniculata
Lineage: Eukaryota; Viridiplantae; Streptophyta; Magnoliopsida; Lamiales; Acanthaceae
Product: pentatricopeptide repeat-containing protein At3g26540
Exons: 3
Coding region: 166-2295 (709 amino acids)
Biological process (GO): RNA modification
Molecular function (GO): RNA binding; protein binding
Source: RefSeq, a predicted model, not a curated record